AUGAGCGUCGACGGCGUCGGCGCCGCAGAGACGAGCGUCGGCGGCGUCGGCGCCGCCGCAGAGACGAGCGUCGACGGCGUCGGCGCCGCCGCAGAGGAGCGCGCCGCGCCGCGGGGGCCGGGAGCAGACAUCAGGUCCUCCUAUGAUGACGGUCUGCCCUGUGCGCCGGUGGUUGGCAGGCGCCCGAUCCGCGCCGACGCAGAAGGUGGCGCGCUGGGGCGGGAGGAGGGCGGCGCCCGGCCGUGCCGAUGGCGCCUCGCCUCUCCCAGCCUGGAGGCCUUAAUCUGGCGAGCCAUUCUGCACAGUCAAGGCCUCGGAAUCGUCGGCACCACGCCGGCCACGCGGGGGCGCCUGUCGACCUACCAACCGCUUCGAAAGGCCGAUUCCGGAAGAAGUCGCCUGAAGCCGGAUAUUCCGCAGAGAAAAAUUUCAGAAUAUGUUGCAGUUAAGAAAAUGAAUAUUCACACCAAAAAGAAGCCACCUUCUACUGUCAGAAAAUCAGCUGUUCCACUCUUAAAGGAAGAACAAAAAUUAGAGUUGCCUAUGGACUCAAUCCCUGAGCUUAGAUCUAAUAAAGAAGAGAAAGUAAAAAUAAUACAGAAAGCCUGGUAUUCUUACAUAGACAAACUCGUAUUUCGACUUCUAAAACACGCAAUUUAUGCAUUGGACAAAUAUGUAACACAAGAAAUACUAAAGAGAGCAAGCCCCUCAGAAGCUGAACUUGUUAAAGAUCCUACCAUGAAGCAUACUAUUAAAUUCAGAUUUAAUGGAGAAAUCUUUCCACCCUAUAUUGUAUUUAAAAUUUUUCUUCAUACUCUUGGUCGUGGCUAUAAGUAUUUAUGUGGAAGAAAUAUACUGAAUUCAUCAAUUGAGGUCAUAGUUGAUACUUACAACUUUAUGGGAAGGAGUAAAUUUUACCGUCAAAUGAAGGAAGAUGAACACCUUCAUCGGAAGUUUGAAAUAAGUGAUGAAAUAGAUGUUAUCACCUCAAAAGAUUAUUUGCAAUAUUCCAAUCUUUUAGAUAAGAUCCCUGCCUCUUAUGGGGGCAAAAAUAACCACUGGCGUCGAUUAAAACUUGAAGAUAUCCCCAAGACAAUGAUGAUAUAUGACAUAAUUGAUUUGAUACAAUCUGGAAUAGUUUCAAAACGUCUUCAAAAAGAACUGAAAUUUCUUCUACUGAAACCAUGGUCAGAAGAAAUGCGUCAGCAUCAGCUUCACAUUAUUACUGAAGUGAGGACGACUGAACCACUAACUCUUCUACAAAAGCCUGCAAAACAAGCCAAGAAUAGUAGAUCUAAGAAAGCACAAAAGAAAGCUGAAAAUAUGAGCAUGGCUUAUAAGACAAAUAUACUUGAGAAACUGGAAAAUGUACGAAGAUUGAGACAAGUUAUCUUUCCUCCAUCAUCUGACCUUGUAGAACUUUUUGAACCUUCAACAGAUCCUAACUAUGACUUUCUAAAUGAAAAACAGAACUUAUUUGACUGGUGCGAAAAACUGAUCACUAGUAACGCUUUAAAACCAACUAACUGAUAGAAAAUGUCACAUUUGUCUUAUCUAUUUGUAAGUGUACGUGCAUGUUAAGAACUAGAAAACUGUAGAGCAACUUCUAAAAACACUUUCAACCAAAUGCGGUUUCGUUUUUUUUUUCUUAGCCUCAUUUAUAUUACAAUAAGUGCAAUUAAUUUUUACUGAAAAAAUUUAAACUUAAUAUUAUAAGUAGAUGCUUUCAAAUUAGCCAUAUGUCAUUAUAUUCAUUAUAAAUUAUUUCCUGAGAACUUAAGGUAUUUGCCUUGCAUGCAGCCAAUCCCUGUUUGAUUUCUGGCACCACCAGGAGUGAACACUGAGUGCAAAGCCAAGAGCAAGCAUUGUGUACCACCAGGUUUAGUUCCAAUACCAAAUACAGAAUAUGAAUAGCCAUGCUUAGCAUAAAUAUUAGAACUCAGGAAUAAAAUGAUACUUUAAAGUAGCCUCCAGUAUCUAAUUUUAAGCAGCAUAUUAUUUACAGAACAGCUCAUGACUGACGUAAUCUGAAUUCUAAUAAAAAUAAGUUGGUUGCUAUAGUAAGCAUUAUAUAGCAUAUCUAAUUAUUACUGCAUACAAUAUGCACUUAAA
Suncus etruscus (white-toothed pygmy shrew) is the source of this 2112-nucleotide messenger RNA. It is a transcript of the gene CXHXorf58, whose product is annotated as chromosome X CXorf58 homolog. The record is from RefSeq and is a predicted model, not a curated record. NCBI's taxonomy places the organism in Eukaryota, Metazoa, Chordata, Mammalia, Eulipotyphla, Soricidae. The coding region runs from base 1 to 1530 and encodes 509 amino acids. The transcript has 9 exons.